GCCUAAAAGGGCGGGAAGGGGCGCUGAGGGUUCAGCUCUGUGAGGAGAAAAGGCGGGAAAGUGAUCCCGGCCUUUAAUUAAUGCAAUUAAAUAAGGAGGAAUAUGGCCGACACCUCCAAAAAGCUGGAAUAAAACUCCUCAAGUAACCUGUGCCCUCCGAAAAGCCUGGUGUUAUAAGGCUGUCCUUAGUGAGAACCGGCUCCUUAAGGCUGGAAGUGCUUGUGCUGGAGGCCUUUAUGCUGGGCCUAUAGUAAUUCAAAUAUAGAUUUGGGUUUAUAAUGAUGUCUGCCCAGGUUUACAUUAAUAAACAUUAAAGCACACAAACAUUAAAGCACACAAACACAGCUGUGCCCCACAGCCAGGCCCACACUGAACCUGAGGUUCCUGAAGUGGUGAAUCUGACAGAAAUUCGACAGAACGCGUUGAAAACUGUGUCUCCAUUAAGCAGUUCUCUAAACAAGAGGAGUCCCAGCAGCAGAUGGAGGCUAAGCGUAUGAGACCAGCAGAACAAUGACAUCCACUGCAAGGCCCAGCUGUACCUCCAUCCCAAACCAGAAGCACAAGGGAAGUAACCAGCACUCCAGACAGAGCUACAACACUCUGGAUGCAGAUUCCCAGUCUCUGUCUACGCUCGGAUACUUUAAAACACUGCCACUGGAGAUCUUUCAGAUGCUGCUGAGCUACCUUUCAGUGAAGGACAUCAGUGUGCUGAGCAUGGUGUCAAAAGCCAUCAGCAACCGCCUUAUUAAUUACAUCUCAACCCCAUCAGGAAACCGAAGGCUCUUACUGCAAGACUUUCAUAACAUCAAGCUGCCUGGCAAGAGGGAAGGAUCCUGUAUAAUAGAGCACUACAGAUCUCUAGGAUUGUUGCUUAAGAGGUGCACGCUUCUGCUACCUACCAAAGACAGGCUGAAGUACAUACACAAGGUUCUCUCUGAAGUUUCCUGCUUUAAACUCAAUGGCUGCCCGAGUCCUUUGCACUGUGUAGGACUACAAUGCUAUGGGGUAUUUUUGCAGAUCCUAAUAGCAGGCUGGGAUGAGUUGGAGUGUCACCGAGUCUUCAACUUCCUCUGUGAGCUGAGCAAUUUACCCCGGAAAGUACAGGCAGUCGUCAGCUGCAAGCCAGGAAGUGCCAGAAAGCUCGAGCUGAGGAUCAGGCUGUUCUGCAGGAGCGUCCUGUUGAACCAUUGGGUCCAUCGCAGUGACUCUGCGUUUUGGUUGACUCGGAUUUUAAAGCCGUGGCCGAUGGUCAACCAAGCUCGCCUGCUGUACAUCAUCUUUGGGCCAGUGUCCCCUCUUGAUGGACACGUGGUUUGGCAGAAAAUGAUAGAAGGACCAACAGAUGAGACCAGCCUGAAAGGUUUAGCAGAUGCCAUUAAGCUCCUGUACGACGCAGAAGCGAGAGAGUGGACAGCAGACGAUGUUAUCAGCCUGGUGGAUGAGCUGUCAGUCAUUCCCCGGGAGUGGCUGCUGGAGAACAACGCUCGGCUUCUCAUCCUGAGUGGGAACAACAUUUGCUUCACCUUCAUGGCCAGCAAAGCUGUGAAUGGAAGAACUGUGGAGUUAGCCAGGCUCGUGGUCUUCCUGGCCUUGGUCUGCGAGAAGGACCUGUACUGCAUGGACUGGGCAGUCAAAAUGAUGCAGAAGGUCUGCAAGGUUUUCAGCACCCCAGGAGAGAGAAACAUCUUCCUGCAGAGCGUGGAGAACUCCUUUGCUCACAUGGUCAUGGACAUGCUGCAGGCAGUGCUGGCCGGGAAUCGGGACCAAGAGGACAUCAGCUUUCUCAACCUGUUCCACCUGGUCAAUGCACAAGCAAACUUCCACAAGGAAAUCCUUUACCUGACCAUGAGAAGCAGCACCAACACCAUUUGAUGCUGUGGAGCUCAUAGACUUCAUGCUCUGCUCCUCUGGAGCAGCACUGAGGAUGCGGGUCGAGGCCCUUUUGCAUUGGGAACAUAAACCACAUUCUUUUCCCACUGUGUAUGUUUGCACACGCCAUAAAAAUGGCCCGGUUUUCACUUCUGAUGCACACCCAGAAAGCAAAGGAUGUUAUCUUUAAGUCAGAACCGAAAACAUUUUGAUCUUUUAGUCUUGUUUUCUCUUGGGAAUCCGGGGAGAAACAGAAAGGCCGAGAGAAGCACAGCCAUAUCCCUACAGCCUGCAAUGAGCACCUCCUGCAUUGUCCUUCCCCUGCCUACGUGGUAUCAAAACCAUUAAGGUACGUAUGAGCAGAACUAAGUUAAGGACACGUUAAGCUCACAUAGGCUAAGAUGGCCAUUUCCUUUCAAUAUAAACGUUGGCUGCUUCCAAAACCCUUUGAUUUCUUGCUCUAUUGCCUUCAAACUAACACAUGUCACACGAAAUAAAGAGCACUUACUUUGCUUUUC
Coturnix japonica (Japanese quail) is the source of this 2387-nucleotide messenger RNA. The record is from RefSeq and is a predicted model, not a curated record. Lineage: Eukaryota; Metazoa; Chordata; Aves; Galliformes; Phasianidae.